GGAGGGGCUUUUCAGCGUGCCUUGAAUUCGGGAAACCUUGUACAAUUUUCACUCGGUGCGUAAACGUGGCCUGCCAUUCGAGUAUUUGGGUGGUGUUCAAACGGUCAGUGCUGGUUUCUCUCCGUUCGCGACACCGAACAUGACGCCGAAGAUGCUCGGCCUAGCUGCCCUGGUGGCAGCUCUGUUUUACCUAGCCUGUUCAACUUCUGCAAAACCGCUUACACAGGGUCUAGAGCUGAGCUCUGCUGAUCGGCUUCAUUACUUUGGCCAAACGGAAGCACAAGAUUAUGAACUGGUCUCGCCGCGAGUCGCUCAGAGGAGGCGGCGAGCGACGCGGGGUAAGCACAUCGAGACCACUAAGAUUGUGGCCUUCCAAGCCUUCGGCGAAGAUGUUUUGGCCGACCUGAAGCCCGUCCAAGGCCUGAUCGACGCAGGGACCCUGGUCCAUGAGAUCGGCGAGGACGGCAAGACGGUCCUCGGUCAACCCGAGGAAUACUGCUUGUACCAGGGGACGUCUGUGAGUCACGAGAACUCGGCCGUGUAUGGCAGCGAUUGCGGUAACAAGCUUGAAGCAACUGUCACUACGGACAAGGUUUCACUCCACCUCCAGCCGUUGAAGCCCGAACAUGUGGAGAAAGACGGACCCACUCACAUGGUGGUCCGAAGGAGCAUCAACAGGGAAGCCUGCAACAUGAAUGCCGAAAGAAAUUUUGACACUCUGCAGACGAGGCGAAAGAGGUCAACAACCGAUCCUAUCUACGUGGACACCUCAGUUGUGGCUGACGACUUGGUGUACAAAACCUAUCGCAACAACACCAAAAACUACAUCCUGACUGUUUUGAAUCAGGUUGCUGGACUGUUGAAGGACCCGAGUUUAGACGUCAAAGUCAACUUGAAAAUCAACAAUAUCAAGAUUCUCAAGACACCACAGGCUGACCUGCCUCUUUCAGAGGAACUUGAGAAUUCCCUGCGGAACUUUUGUGAUUGGCAGAAGAGAAGCGAUUCUGAUAUUUCGAUUCUUAUCACAAGGCAUGACCUGGUCUCUGCUGGCAAUCGCAAGAUCACUGGCAAAGCCGCUGAUGUUGGAGGAGCAUGCGACCCAAACAGACGCUGCCUUAUUGGCCAAGAUCACGGACCCAGUGGACUGAUCUUCACCCUCGCGCAUGAGAUUGGGCACAGCCUUGGCAUGUACCAUGAUGGAGGACUGAGUGACUGCGCUAACAGGAAGAACAUCAUGGCAUCUGUCAACUCUGGUGGGCCUGACGCCUUCCACUGGUCUGAAUGCAGCAACAGCGACCUCCUCAACUUCUUGGCUCAUCCGGAGUCCAAGUGCUUGAAGGACAAGCCAAAGUCUCUGCCCGAAUAUACUGAUUCCUCCAUCCCCAUGCCUGGCUUUUACUACAAUGCCAGCCAGCAGUGCGCCUUGACCUUCAACGAGAAUAGUGCCGUUGCCUCGGAGGUUCUGAACAAACCAGAAAUUUGUCAAGCUCUGGUUUGUAAGAAUGGCAAGGGAGUCCCAGACUCCACCAACGUACCUCCCCUUGAUGGAACCCGCUGUGGUACCAAGAGAGAUAUCUGCAUUCAGGGAUCAUGCCUGAAAGUCUACAGCACUUUUGACUGCGAAGGUGGACCCUGCAUCCCAUUCUGGCUGGCUAGUAAUUUUGUCUGCACUGAUCCGGUAAACUGCACAGCGACGCGCUCGGUCCUGUGCGUGGAAGAACACGAUGACGGCACCACACGACGGGUCGCCGACACUUCGCGGUGCCCAACAGAGAUCCCGUCGACCACUGGAGUCUGUCCCGACAAUCCCUGCAGGUAUACCUUUGUCGAAGGAGAGUUUAGUGAAUGCCCGGUAUCUUGCGGCACUGGUAUCCAGAUUCGUAGUGUUGUUUGUCAGGACCAGCUGGAAGGAGUGGUCGUGGAGGAUCUGCUUUGCACGCAAACCAGGCCAUCAACGACCCAGCUCUGUAAUGCGGGUCAAUGCCCAACAAUCAACGUCGAAUAUGUCAUGGGAGAAUUCCAGCCGUGCUCGGUGACAUGUGGGACGGGAGUCCAAGUGCGAUCUGUGGAGUGCCGCGACAAUGAGGGUAACCAGGUGGCCGAGUCGUUCUGCCUGGAUGCGGGUCUGAGCAGACCGUCGUCUACCCAGGCCUGUGAUACGGGCGUCAGCUGUGGCCUGCGCUAUGUGGCUGGUCCUUAUGGUCAGUGCUCGGUAUCCUGUGGCAUUGGUAUCCGCACCCGCAUGAUAUACUGCGUGAACGACAACAACCUCGUGGUGGCCAUCACCCGGUGUCAGGAUGCGUCCUUGGAGGUCCCCACCACAGACACCACCUGCGAAUUGGAGGCGUGCCCGACGCCAGUCUACACCGUCGUCCGGGGAGCAUUUGGACAGUGCUCAGUUAGUUGUGGGAGUGGCACGGAGAGCAGACUUGUGGUCUGUCUCAACAACAACGUCCAGGUGGACAUGCAGAACUGCAUCGACGCCGGACUGACCGACCUAGGGACGCAGCGGAAUUGCACCCUUCCUGCUUGUCAGCCAGACUACCGCUUCCAGAUGGGACCAUAUGGCGAGUGCUCUGUGACUUGCGGGGAAGGGCAGCGCUUUCGUGACGUCCAGUGCCUGGAUCAGAAUGACCAAGUAGUGGAUGUUACCAACUGUCUAAGCUUUGGUCUGAUACCGCCUGAAAGCACCAUUGUGUGCUCCCUGGAUGACUGCCCGACGUACGUCUACCAAGUUGGGGAAUUUGGACCGUGCAGCGAGACAUGCGGCAAUGGCGUACAAAUCCGCACCGUGGUCUGCAUCAACAACGACACCAGGGUAGAGGUGGCAGACAGCAUCUGUUCCGGGGAAAAGCCGGCCACGACUCAGCCUUGCAACCUGACGCCGUGCAUCUCCUUGCUUCAGUUUGUCAGUAGCCCCUUCAGUGCCUGCAACUGCAGCGGCCUUCAGACCCGGCUGGUCGUCUGCAUCCGGCGCUCGGGCAACAUCCUGGAGCAGGUGCCUGUGCAAGCCUGCCUGGACGACGGACUGGACCCCUUGCCCACCUCCCAGGAGUGCACUCCACCCUCGACCUGUGUUCAGCUUAACCCCGUCUGGCAGACCACCGAAUGGAAUGGGUGCUCAGUGACCUGUGGCGUCGGUACCCAGGGUCGGCUGGUUUACUGCAUUGAGGCCCCUGGAUCCACCAACAUCGUCGAUGAGUCAGAGUGCAUUGCAGAGGACAGACCACCGGCCUCACAGGAGUGCGACACGCAAGUGGAGUGCCCAACGGCAUAUCUGUGGUUGACCUAUGAUUGGGGACCCUGCAGUGUGACCUGCGGCCUGGGCUUUGAGUCUCGCGACGUCUUCUGCUUCAAUCUUGGCGACAACUUUGUGCAGGUUGAGGACUCUCUUUGCAACGCUGGGGAGAAGCCCCCCACGGUCCGCCCCUGCAGCCUUGACCCUUGUUCCGCCUCCUGGACAACAUCGGACUGGUCCGAGUGCUCUGUGAGCUGUGGCCCUGGUAUGCAAACGCGCACCGUCGCCUGCCAACAGACCAAAGACCCCAACAGCAACUUGGUGGAGGAAACGGAGUGUGUGGCCGAGGACCAACCUUCAGCCUCCCGCCCCUGCUACCUAGCCAUCUGCCCCGCCCCCUACGGCUGCGAGACCACGUACAUGUUGGAGGGCACCGUCCAAUACACAGACAGCUCGCCGGGCUUCGCCAACGGCCAGAACUACCCCAACGACCUGGACUGUGACAAGGCCUUUGUGGCUGACAUCCCGGCCACUGAGGGGCGCAGGCGUCGGCGAGAGACUGAAACAGAAACCCCCCAGUACUACAUACGGCUGACCUUCACAGCCUUUGAUGUGGAACCUUCGCCAGACUGUUCUUUUGACUACCUAGAGAUUACGGACGUCAGAUACAACACCUCUGAGCGCCUCUGUGGCAACUCCUACGAGCUGCCGCUGGUCUGGACCUCGGUGGGACCUGACGUUAACAUGUUCUUCCACACAGAUGCCACCGUCACCCGGCCGGGCUACUCCCUCAUCUACAGCGCGGUGGAGAAGGAAGACCCCGCCCGCUACGUGUUCUCUGAGUGGUCCGAGUGCUCAGUCACCUGCGGGGAGGGUGUGCAGACGCGCGAAGUCACCUGUGUCCGUGGCAACCAGACGGUGGAUGACAUUGAGUGUAGCGGACUGGAGAGGCCCGCUUCCACCCAGCCCUGCGAGGAGGAGGAAUGCGUGGAGCCCAGCGUGUGUAGCGGUGAUCUGAUUCGCACCGAAGACAACAGCUUCAUUCUGUCACCGGACUUCCCCAGCUCCUACCCAAACAACGUGUCCUGCUUCAAUGUGGUUAGGGCUCCUGAGGGCAUGGUGGUGCAGCUCACGACCACCUUUUUCAACCUUCGACCCUCGGCAGACUGUGAGGACAGGGUUCUGAUCAAAGAUGUGAAUUCAGACGGUGAUCCUCUACAGCUGUGCGGUACCCAGGCUCCAGGCGUUAUCUUCACCUCCAUCACCAACGAGAUUGCCAUCACCUUCAUAUCGGCCGAGACUGGACCCAUCAGUCCAAACGGUUUUGGCUUUACCCUGCAGGCCAACUUCAUCAAUGAGCAAGGAAGCCCCUGCGGUCAGGAGAUCACCACCUCCGGCCAGGCUGUCUACUCGCCCAACUACCCUGACAAUUAUGACAGCAACCAGAAUUGCCUGACGGUCAUCCGCAAUGACAACGGCUGCAUCCAGCUGAGAUUCUUGGACGUGGACCUCCCUCCAUUCGACGGCCAGUGCUCGGACUUUGUGCAGUUGGUGGAUCUGAACCUGGUGAACGUCAACACCGGUCCCAUCUGCGGCCAGGAGAUCCCCUCUGUCUUCUACUCUGCCACCGGCCUCCUGACGGUCCGUUUCUUCUCUGAUGAGAAUGGCCCGACCCGGCGCGGCUACAAUGCCGUAGCCCGCUUUGUGGAGUGCACUGCUGGGCUGUGGUUUACCGGCCCUUAUGGCGAGUGCUCGGCCACCUGUGGCGAGUCAUACCGUACCCGAACAGUGGUCUGCCAGGAUCCACGGACAAUGGACGAGUUGGACCCAUCCAUGUGCCCGCUGGAAGUGCCCGAGUCGACCAUAGAUUGCGAGGUGGAGGAAUGCCCAAGCUGUGACGUAGAAAUCACCGCUCCAGGGGAUGUAAGUGCUCCCAUCUCGCCAGGAGAUUUGAACUGUGUGGCAAAUAUAGCCAAUCCAGAGGGCUGCGUCACCAUCAAUUUCUUGGGCUUGGACCUUGUGCCCGACCUCCCUGGAACCUGUGAAACGGACUACCUAGAGAUCAUUGAUGCUGCUAGGCAGGAACCAAUCAAGAUGUGCGGGUCGAUGACCCUGGAGGUUUACCAGUCACUGAGCGGCAACGUACAGCUCAUUUUCCAGAGAUCCUCAUCGCUAUCGAUGAUAUCAUACUUUGCUUAUGUCUCCUUCAACGCCUGCCCUGUCAAUGCUUACAUCACAGGCAACUGGAGUGAGUGCUCGGUGACUUGCGGAUCUGGUGUAAGAACUAGAGACGUCCAGUGCAUGGACUUGAUCAACAAUGUCCCCGUGGAAGACGCUUUGUGUCAAGGCGAGCGCCCCCCGUCGGAGGAAACCUGCGACACUGGUGUAGAAUGCCCAUCGUGCGACAUGGACAUCGACAUUAACGAGGGCAUGUUUGUAACCAGUCCUGGCUUCCCCGAGGGCUACACGCCCAACCUGAACUGCCUAUACAACUUCGAUUCCCCACUCGUGACGGAGUGCAUCCGCUUGACCAUCCUGGAGGUGGAGCUUGGUGGAUCGGGGGAGGAUGAUCUGUGCUCGGCAGACUAUGUGGAGCUCAGUGGCCCGGCAGAACAGGCACCGAUCCGUAUCUGCCCCGAGUCUGGUCGCUCUAUCUCCUGGUACUCGCGCAGCAACCAAGCCACCCUGAGGUUCGUCACAGACGAGGAGGGCUCCAACUCUGGCUUCAAUGUGUACAUUGUAAAUGACAAUUGCAUUGAGUACGACUACGACGUGGGACCCUUCGGCCCGUGUAACGUCCGUUGCGGGGGCGGAGUCAGGACCCGGGAUGUGACGUGUAUCAAACUGGAUGACCAGUCGCCGGCGGCCGAUGAGCUUUGCCGCAACCCAGCUCCCUUAUCCAGCAUGCCUUGCAACACGGAGCCAUGCCCUGUGUGUGAUGAGACUUUGCUCCCCGGCAACGAGCUGAUCACGAGCCCUGGGUUUUCCAGCGCCCCAGGCCGGGGUUACGAGAGCCUACUUGACUGCACUUACAACGUCACCAACCCAGAAGGCUGCCUCUUCCUGACUUUCCUGAGCUUCGAGCUCCAAGACUGCAGCGAUUGCACCUGCGACUCCCUCAGCAUCUAUGAGAACGGCGAGUUGGCACUUGAGCCCCUGUGCGGUGAUCAGACGGGCCUAACCUGGGGAUCCUCGGACAGCAACGCGAUCCUGGAGUUCCGCACAGACAACGCAGUCUCUGCUCCCGGAUUCAACAUUUACGUGGCUUAUGUUGAGUGCCCCGACGUUUAUUUCUACACCGGGGAGUACUCAGAGUGUGAUGUCACCUGCGGGGGUGGUACACAGACACGUGAGGUCUCCUGCCGAAGCCGCACUACGGGUCUGGAAGUGGAAGAGGCCAUGUGCACGAGCACCCGACCCCCUUCCUCCAAGUCCUGCGCAGAGCAAUCUUGUCCAUUCUGUGACGAGGUCAUCACCACGCCCUCUUUCGUCGCCAGUCCCGACUACCCAGCGAGUUACCCUGUCAGCAUCAACUGCAACUACGACAUCCAGGCUCCCCUGGCCAGUUGCAUCAGCAUCACCUUCGUGGUGUUUGAUUUGCAGGAAGCCGAGGGCGACCCCGCAGUGUGUAGUGAUUUUGUCGAGAUUUCAGAUACAAGGACGCCCUUACUGGACAGGCAGUACUGCGGAGCUGCCGGCCCCAAUGAAAUCCAGUGGAACUCCUACUACGGCAACGCACAGAUACGCUUCCACUCAGACGAGGAAGACACCUCCCAGGGCUUCCGCGCUUAUGUUGGCUUCGUUAGCUGCCCGGACUUUGGGUACAUGGCCACCGAGUUCGGCGAGUGUUCGCGACCUUGUGGUGGAGGAGUGCAGACACGUAUUGUCACCUGUGUGAGGUUUGCCACUCUUCAAGAGGUGGAUGAUUCCAAUUGUGCAGAUGAGAGACCGAUCGAAUCGCGCCCCUGCAACUUAGAGGAAUGUCCAGAGUGUGACCAGGCCGUCCUGCAGACCCGUCAGAGCGUGUCCAGCCUCAACUUCCCCCAGCCCUACUUUGAGUAUUCCUGCAACUACCUCUUCAUCAACCCCGGGGGCUGCGUGGAGCUUCUCUUUGUCCAGUUGGAGAUGCCGGAAGCAAAUGCCGGCGGCGUUUGCGACACAGACUACCUCCUGGUGGAGGACUUGAGCAGCCGGCCAUUCUCCUACCGCAUCUGUGGCCGCGAGAUUCCGGGCAGCAUCACCUCGCGCGGUGAGACCUUGAACGUCACCCUCGUCACCGAUGGCAACCCAGCCACUUUUGGCGAGGGUUACCAACUCUACAACCUGUUUACCAACGACUGUCCCCAGGUUGGCUUUGUGACCGGCGAGUUUGGAGAGUGCGAUCGCCAGUGUGGUUUUGGCCAGCGGACGCGCGAGGUUACGUGCGUCGACCUGCAGUCCGGCAUUGAGGUGGACGAGAACCUGUGCACGGACCGCAAGCCCGCCAGCACCGAGUUCUGCAACACCCAGCCCUGCCCAUCCUGCGACAGGACCAUCGACUCUUUCCCGCAGGCCCUGGACAGCCCGAUGGAUCUGGACCUUCAACGUACAUGCAGGUACACCUUGGAUAGCGAGCGCUGCAUCCGUGCCACCUUCCUGCAGUUUGACUUCCCCGGGGAGAAUGGCAUGUGCGGCGACACAUUUGUCGAGCUGCGGGACGAAGGAGCCAAUUACUUGACGGAGAGGUUCUGCGGGGACGGGCCUGGGGCCACAUCGGGCCAGACACUGUACGCCUGGGAGUCGCGAACAGAGGACGUGGUUUUGACACUGAAUAGCGGAAGUAGCCUGACGACUGAUAACAGUUUCAGGAUAUUCUUGUCACAGUUGGAUUGCCCGGAGUUUGCCUUUGUCACUGGUGAAUUUGGCGAGUGUAGCGUAACAUGUGGGGAUGGUGGCACUCGAACUCGUACCGUCCAGUGCAGGCGCCUAGUGGACGGUAUAGCGGUCAUCCCCACAUUCUGCACAGAUCCCGAACCUUCCACAACCGAGCCCUGCGGGCCCCAGCCACCCUGCCCCUCUUGCGAUAUGACCGUCACUGACGGGGAAGCCUUGAUCCAAGGGCCGCCACGGGAUGGUAACUGGACCACUGACGUCAACUGCCGCAUCACGGUGGAAUUUGAGAGCUCCUGCGUUGUCAUUUCGGCCCUGGAGCUGUCGCUUUCGGAGCCGGAUGUGAACGGCAACUGCGUUGACAGCUCACUGACUUUCAGCGAUGGCACAUUCCCCAACUACACCCAGACCGUCUGUGGCUCGCCGGGCGGCAUCUACCGGGCCCUGACCAAUCGCUUUGUGGUGGAUUUCUUUUCGGCCGAUUACGAGAACUCUGGCGACAGGUACAGCCUGUUUGUCCAGGAGGCGACCUGCCCCAACAUCAUUUGGGACAUCCGACCAGGUGGCCAGUGUUCCGUGAGCUGUGGUGGAGGCAUCCAGACCAGGGAGGUGGUCUGCUUACGGACAGACACCCUUGAGCUGUUACCUCCUGAGGCUUGCCCAGCGCCCAGACCCCCAACUGAAGUACCCUGCAAUGUAGAGGAGUGCCCCAAAGAAUGUGACAACGUGAUCACCGCCAACACCCCGGUCACUGUGCUGUCGUCACCCGGCCGCCCCACCUAUGUGACGGACGCGGACUGCUUGAACAAUAUCGUGAACCUGAGCGGUUGCAUCACCCUGUCGUUCCUUUCCAUGGACAUCGAGGGCGGGACCACGGACGAUGUCUGCGACAAGGAUUACCUGGAGAUCAUAGAUUCUUCUUUCCCGGAGCUGAACGUUAGACUGUGCGGCAGCACACUUCCUACAACCAGCUGGCGUUCCAAGUCUGGUCUGGUGAGGACCCGGUUUGUGUCGGACAGCGUGGACACCUUGCAAAGUGGUUACUCCCUCACCUACAUUCUUGAAACAGAGUGCCCCACUGGAAUGUACGUGUUGUCCAAUUUCAGCGAGUGUUCGGCGACCUGUGGCACAGGUAUUAGGACAGCCGAGGCUCUCCAGUGCUUGCUUCCCAACAUGACCGAGGGGACGUUCAACGACUGCCCGGGACUGCCGCCAUCUGGUAUCGAGGAAUGCAACACGGACCCCUGCCCGGAAUUCUAUUUCUUUACCGGGAACUUUGACAGUUGUCCGGUCACCUGUGGCAUAGGUGUCAUGACUCGUGUUGUGGAGUGCCGGCGUGUGGACAACGAUACUGUCGUGGAUGAUUCCAUGUGCACCGAGCCCAAGCCAGAUGUCACCAGGAAUUGCGCAUUGGGCUCUUGCCCCACAAACAGUCUAGAUGUUUCUGAGCCCGCCCAGUCGUACAGUCUGAAUUUGGAUGACAGCGGCACCAUUCGCAGCCCUAAUUACCCCAGCCAGUACCCCAACAGCUUCAACGGGCAGCUGCUUCUCAGCAUUCCUGCAGGCUCCACCCUCGAGAUCGUCGUCAACACUCUGGACAUAGUGUUUGAGACCCCCUGCUCUGAUGGAGACAGCCUGAUGUUCCAAUCCGGGACAGCGAAUGUUCUCCAGAUCUGCUCCAACUCCCUUGGAAUACCUUUCUCCUGGUACAGCCAGACUGGUGAUACUUCCAUCGUCGUCACCUUCACGACGAGUGCGACCAAUGCCGGCACUGGCUUUUCUGCUGACUACCGAGUCUUCCAACAGUAGCCCGACCAAUGCCCGGAAGGGAAGGAGUGAAGAGAGAAAAGUCCACUUGCUGCUGUCAGAACUUGACAUCUUUUCCCUGCCAAGAGGCACAAUCCUUAGACACAAAAUCUUCGUAGAAUUCUCCCUGCUGGUGAUAUUGAGCAUGUCUGUUCCCACGGGGGAAAAAGAAAAGUAAUCUUGGUGGCAUUCUCCACCCACCAGUGUGUUAAUUAUUAAUGGGUACACGCUCAACCUGUUGCUUGGAAGUCUUGAAGAACAUACCCAAAUGUCUCUUAAUUCUCGGCACUUUUUUUAACCCUUUACUUGUUACAUUUUGUAAUACAUUAGGCUAGAUUUUAAAAAAAUGUCCACGUAAUCUGUUUUUAGAAAAUUGGUCUAACUGAUAUUUAACAGUUUUUAAGUUCACAAACUAUAUUUUUUAACGAUUUUGAUGUAUACAUUUGUUUAAAGCUCAAGACAUAAAUUGCUCUGUGAUAAUGUCUGUAUAUAAUUUUGUAUGCGUAGUUUGUAACAGCUUGUUCCGCAUUUAGCUCAGAUGGGGCAACUUUUCCAUUUUUGAUGAGCUUUCUAAAGUUAAAUAAAGGGGAAGUUUUUAUUAGUUCAUGACAGUGUAGUUCAGAGCAGGUCAAAUAUUCAAAACUGACAUCGAACUGAAACUUAAAUAUGGCCGCUUUUUUCAAGCGAAAGAUUGAGAUCAAUUUCAAAGUGGAACAGUUACUGCAUUUUGUAUCAGCAGUUUAUGGAAAUGUGACAACUUUUCAUCUUUACGACUUGAUAUAUGUGCGGCUGAUUUCAUUUCGAUAUGCAUUGUUCCUAAUCAUGUUUUACAUAUUUUGGUAUUUUGAAUGCUGGAAUAUGUGUGUAGCAUUUUAAUCUCAUGUGUUAAAGAAUUUUACCCAAUUUGGUGUUUGCAAGAUUCUUAAUAGAAAAGAAACUUGAAGAUCUUGUCUGGAAAGUUUA
This is a messenger RNA of Acanthaster planci (crown-of-thorns starfish), 10876 nucleotides long. RefSeq lists its product as uncharacterized. Gene Ontology annotation, molecular function: metalloendopeptidase activity. Gene Ontology annotation, biological process: extracellular matrix organization; proteolysis. Gene Ontology annotation, cellular component: extracellular matrix. The record is from RefSeq and is a predicted model, not a curated record. Lineage: Eukaryota; Metazoa; Echinodermata; Asteroidea; Valvatida; Acanthasteridae.